AUGAAGCCACUCUAUCUGAUAUCCUUCGUUCCGAUCGUCCUCGCUCUCUCCGACCUCAAACCUCCCGUUUCUCCUGAAACCUUCCCCUCCCUGAUCAACCUCGACGAUCUCCUCCACGGGGCCCAGAUACUCGAAGACUUUGCCUAUUCCUAUCCCGACCGGAAUCGCGUUUUCGGAGGUGCAGCGCACACGGACACAAUCAAUUAUCUUUACGACGAACUCCAGAAGACUGGCUAUUACGAUGUCGUCAAGCAGCCGCAGACACAUCUCUGGACAAAGAGUGAGCAGAAAUUGACGGUUGGUGGUGGAAGUAUCGCUGCGGGCGCCAUGACAUAUAGUCCUAGUGUUAAUGUUACUGCGGAAGUCGUCGUGAUUGACAACGAGGGAUGCAAUGCGGCGGAUUAUCCUACUGAUGUCGCUGGCAAGAUCGCUCUGGUUGAACGGGGAGUGUGCACGUUUGGCGAAAAGUCGGUGAUGGCUGCAUCUGUUCGUGCUGCUGCUGCCAUCGUGUAUAACGAUGCCGAUGGAUCGAUGAGUGGGACUUUGGGCUCGUCUUCCAGUCCACUGGGGCCGUAUGCGCCCAUAGUUGGGAUCAGCCAUUCGGAUGGACAGAGUCUCUUCAAUCGGCUGGAAAGCGGGACUGUGAUGGCAGAGUUGUAUAUCAACAGUCUGAUGGAGAAUCGCACGACUUACAAUGUGAUCGCGCAGACCAAAGGAGGCGAUCCAAAGAACGUCGUCGCAUUGGGAGGUCAUACGGACUCUGUCGAAGCCGGCCCAGGAAUCAACGAUGAUGGAUCUGGUAUUAUCAGUAACCUCGUCAUCGCCAAAGCAUUGGCCCAGUUUGAGGUCAAGAAUGCCGUUCGCUUUCUCUUCUGGACGGCAGAGGAAUUCGGACUGCUGGGCAGUGACCAUUAUGUCUCGAAUCUGAACGAGACCGACUUGGAUAGCAUCAGACUGUAUCUCAACAUGGACAUGAUCGCUUCUCCCAACUACGCUCUGAUGAUCUACGACGGAGACGGGUCGGACUAUAACAAGACUGGGCCAAAGGGAUCUGCAGAGAUUGAGCAUCUGUUUGAGAGUUAUUUUGACUCGAUCAAUCUGCCUUAUUUGGCGACAGAAUUCAACGGUCGAUCGGAUUAUGCGGCGUUUAUCGAGAAUGACAUCCCGGCUGGAGGACUCUUUACCGGCGCAGAAGAGAUCAUGUCCAAGGAGGAUGCUGAAGUAUUCAAAGGAAAAGAAGGACUUGCAUACGAUGCCAACUACCACGCAGCAGGCGACAACAUGACGAAUCUCAACCACGAAGCAUUUCUGAUCAACUCGAAAGCGACUGCCUUUGCCGUGGCGACGUAUGCCAACAGUCUCGAUUCGAUUCCAAAGCACAAUUCUACGAUGAAGCUGAUGAGCUCGAUGAAGAGGAUGAUAAAGUCUCCAGUCAAUCAUUCGCAUGGAGGGUGCUUCCACACUGCUGUAUUGAUAUAA
Molecule: messenger RNA, 1479 nt
Organism: Aspergillus wentii DTO 134E9
Lineage: Eukaryota; Fungi; Ascomycota; Eurotiomycetes; Eurotiales; Aspergillaceae
Product: M28 family metallopeptidase
Exons: 2
Coding region: 1-1479 (492 amino acids)
Biological process (GO): proteolysis
Molecular function (GO): metalloexopeptidase activity; aminopeptidase activity
Source: RefSeq, a predicted model, not a curated record